AUGGCUAAAGAUAAAUGUUUGCCAGCAAACCCUAAUAGUGUAUGGAUCCCUGUAACCAGUACCACAACACCAGAUGACUUAUAUCCGAAAGAAUCAUCUUCUCUUCAGGGAAAUGAAGAGGACAGCAAGGACAGAGAAAAUCUUUGUGAUUUGCUCCAUAGAAUAGCUGAUAAUUUACCUUUGGCAGGAAGUAUUGUGGACAUUAUUGUUGACUUCUCAGAGGUGGCUGACCUUGAUGAUGACAUUCUGCCAGUCUUACAUGGUGUUCUCAAACGCUAUCAGUUGUGGCUGUGUGCCAGCAUCUUCAUCAUUUAUGUACCUGAUACUGGAAAAGAUAUGAAUAACCCUAACAACAUUGAUGUAUUAUUGGAGGUUUGGGCUGUAGACUGCCUACCAUCUUUGGAUCAAGUGACAAUUCCACAGAACCUUGCUUGGAAAGGAAAUAUCAUUUUAGUUGACAAACAGAACUGUACAGAUAGUUGUUUUUCUGGUUUUGCCCUGGAAACAACUCAGAAGUCUUUUCCUAUCAAAAUUAUGCUUAACAGAAAUGAUGAUAAUUCAAAGAAGGAAUGUCUUGGUGAUGCUUAUUCCUGCAAUAAUCAUCUUCUAAGACUUGGUUCACACAUGAAAAUCCUCGACAUUGUCGAUGUACACACAAUUCCUCAUUUUGCCAUUCAUCCUCAAGUAUUUAAACUUGUAUUGCUUAAUCAAAAUGAAAAGUCCCAUCAAAUUCUGGAAUAUUUAUCAAACUGUGAUCAACUUGCAAUAAUAGUAGCUGUAUCUAAGUACUCUGCUGAUCAUGUGGUUGCAUCCUAUAAAACUUCAGAGCUGAACACAGUAGCUUGGAAAGAAUACAUCCUAGCUGACUUUACCCAGGAUAUUAUAUAUGCCAGUAACAGCAAAGAUGGUGAACUCAUGCUUUUCGUGUUGGUUCCUCGAAAACAUUCGCAUAAGUCAAACAGUUCUGACUCUAGUAUGGAGGUUAACACACCAGGCCAUUAUUGUAUUGAUGCUUAUAUGAUGCGUUCAGCUGAAGAACUUGAUGGUGAAAUAUUUGAUCUUUUACAUCAGAGCUACUGCCCACCUCUCAUUAACUGUUCUGAUGCAAGUUUUCCAGCUCUACCUGUAUUUAAUGGGAAAAUACUCUCUAAAGUCAAUACUUACUUAACUAAAAUUCAAGCCAUGGCUGUAAAAAAUCAUCUGAAAGGUGAUCUUACAGAUUCUGUGACAGUUCCUUCAACACAACCAAGAGAGCUCUUCCAACUCCUUGCCAAUGUACAGCAGAAGUUUCUGGAAAACUUGGAAUCUAAACUCAAACGUAAAGAUUGCUUUCAACCAUUUGAUACUUUACCAUCCAGAUGUCAGUUGAGUGAACUUGACCUACCUAAUUGUGCACAGUGGCCAGAAAAAUGUUACAUCCAGCAACUAGAAUCCAAGAAAAAGACCAUUUGCCGUUUUCGAUCAUUUGAUAGCAUGUCAUUAUCAUCACCUUAUGUUCCUCUUCAAGAUGUUGUUCCAACUGAAAUGGAAGAAAUUUUGAGUCACUUCCAAGAUGAUGGAUUGGCAACCAGUUUUUCCUUGACUCCUUUACUGAGCCAACAUAACCUGCGCAGCUAUGUGUUUCCUGCCCUUAAUGAUGAAUAUGAAACCUGUCUUAUGAAAUGGCCACAUUGUCGAGAAGCUCGUUUUCCUGGCAUUUGUUAUAACAAAGAUAACCAAUGUGAGAAAAUUCAAAACCGUCUGAACAAACUAAGAGAUAAAUUCAUCACCACAGACACAAGUACCACAUAUUCACUACAGAAUUGUCGUAGCACCUCUUUGCAGUCAACAACUAACCCUCGCAUAGUGCAGAACUUCAAAUCAAAAAAUUCUCUCAGGAUAAAGCGAAAUGCUAAUGUUGCCAGCUUGGAAAACCGAAGCAUGUCUGACACAAAAUUACAAGACUCUAGAAAUGCAAAACAAAAGAAAUUAUCUCAUGUGAUGACAAGACAUAUGUCUGCCAAAGAGCUUGUAGAAACAUCACCAAAAGCUACAGGAGAACAGCUCAAAAACAGGUCUCUUGUAAAAUCCAGCAAAGAACCAAUUCAGGCCACCGCUAAUGAAUUGAAGAAGCAAAAAGUGUCUCGUUCAGAACGACAUAAACAGAAACUGGAAUCAAUCGUCAAAUAUGUUUUAAAGAAAGAAGGUCUUUCAGAAAAAGAUGAAAUAUUUUCUUCUUGCUUUCAACGUCUUUAUAAGGUCACCAAACUUUAUGUCAUGGAUCUCCCAGACUCUCGCAAACUUGGACAAGAGAUGAGAAGAUUAGCUGAAAAUCAAGUAAAACAUGUUGUUGAAAUAGAAACUCAUCGUCAGAAGUCUAUGAGGACAAAAAAGACUCAGAAAUCAGAUGAAAAUGGCAAAGUAACUUCCUGAUAAUUCGAUAAUUCCAUUAACCAAGCAAGUCUACUUGACACACUCAUACACACAAAACUGAAUCAUAUAAAUCCAACCUUCCAGGCUUUGUUGCCUUAUGGAUGUCUGUGAUAUUCUUAUUUAUUUUUUUAACUGUUCCAAUAAAUAUUUUCUAAAACACUCA
Messenger RNA from Octopus bimaculoides (California two-spot octopus), 2575 nucleotides. RefSeq names its product mdm2-binding protein. Gene Ontology annotation, cellular component: kinetochore. The record is from RefSeq and is a predicted model, not a curated record. NCBI's taxonomy places the organism in Eukaryota, Metazoa, Mollusca, Cephalopoda, Octopoda, Octopodidae. Gene Ontology annotation, biological process: regulation of protein ubiquitination; protein localization to kinetochore; traversing start control point of mitotic cell cycle.